Lycium barbarum (goji berry) is the source of this 3193-nucleotide messenger RNA. Its product is annotated as glycine-rich RNA-binding protein RZ1C-like. The record is from RefSeq and is a predicted model, not a curated record. Bases 2044 to 2883 code for a protein of 279 amino acids. Gene Ontology annotation, molecular function: RNA binding; zinc ion binding. The transcript has 3 exons. Lineage: Eukaryota; Viridiplantae; Streptophyta; Magnoliopsida; Solanales; Solanaceae.
UUUCAGUUGCAGCAGUAACUUGUUCAGAGAUGAGUAUCUAUGCUGAUUCACAAUUCUGCUCUGGUGCUUUGAACUGGUUCAGCCAUUAGCUAAUUGUAUGGUUUAGUAAAUUUCAAGGGGCAUUUAUAUUUUGGACUUUGGACUUCAUGGAAGACGAUUGGAAUAUGUGGACUGAGUGCGUCAAUAGAUGGUCUGUUUUGGUGGAAUCACCAGUAAUUUUAAGACUUUUUCCUGAACCGAAGUUAAAUUAUAAAGGCAUAGCAGUCAAGUGGCAGUUACUGUCCCAUAAAUAUGUUUAGUUUCGUGAAACAUGUCAAAUGUGGGAAUAGAGGAGGUAAGUUAGCUCUUGAUGUAAGUUGCAAGCAAUCGUGGAAUUCCGGGAAAUAAGAAAAAAGGUUCAACCAAGAGAUGGACUUUGAACCAAUUUCAAAAGGGGGCUAAAAAAAAAGAGAAGGAUUUUGAAUAUGCAGUUUAGCUCAGAGUCUAGUUCCACAUUUCUUCAAGUCAGUUUGGUUGACAGUUUCUGUGAACGGCAGCCUGUUGAUCUUGAAAGCUAGCAGGACCAAUCUGACUGAAGGCUGUCUUUCCUUUUACUAGAAUUUGAGUGUCAUAUUGUUAUUGUGAACAGACACCAGAUAUAUGAGUCUCUAAGUGCCUUUGCAUGGUAGCAGCACUUUCUCUUUUUAGUCGAUCUGCCAACUACGGUUUGCUACGUUGAUUCUAAUUCGUGAUCUGUGAUGUCCUUGUAUUUGUAACAGUGUGAAGUUCUUUUGAAUGGUCAGUGGAUGAUCCUGGGUGGUGGAACUUAUGAGAGAAACAUAACAACUUUCUUGCGUUUGCUUUAAAUUUUAUGGGGAUGCUAAAAUAUUUACUUUCCCAUUUAUAACUACGACGGAUCUAUAUUAGACGACAUUCGGCGAUACCUGUUCUUUGUUCUAAAGAAGCUACAGGGAAAAAGGUCGAGAGCUAUGUGGUAAUUAGCUGAUCUCCUGCCUCUACACGAGCCACUUUCAAGAUUGAACUUGAUUCUUGAUUUCCUGACCUUUUGAAGCCCUCUAGAAGCUGUUCUGUGCAGAGUCUGGAUGCAUUUCUCUCUCAUUCUCUUUCUUGAUCCCUCAUUCUGUUUCACUUGGUGGUUUGCCACUGUCAAGAUUGAACGUGAUUCUUGAUUUCUUGGCCUUCUUGAAGCCCUUUAGAAGCUGUUGCAUGCAGAGUCUGAAUGCACUUCUGUCUGAUUCUCCUUCUAUAUAGAUCAUUCUGUUUUACUUGGUGGUUGAAUGAUCGUUUCGCUGUCGUGAGAUGUUCUUCUCUUGAGCAAUUGCAUUGUCUUCCAUAUCGUGGACCACCAGAUGAUGACAUGCUUUUGAAGACUCAGGAGUAGCGUUGCUUCAGCCAAGUUAGCACCUUCAGAAUGGAUUAUCGCUAUAGAUUAGUUUAUUAACAAUUUGCUCUGUUCCCUCUGAAUUGCAUUUUGAAGGCUCAAAGUGGAUUAGCUCUUUUGAGUUAGCUUUAUCUGCUUUGAUGCCUUGCUAGCAGAUAGUGUAAGUGGGAAGGUUGAAAAUUUUCUAGCUGGGGAUUGCCUUAAUGAGGAUUAGCUGGGCUUGUGCUGGAAAAGAUAGUGGAAUGAAGAUCAGUAUUUUGAACAGUUACUGAACAAAAAGUCAAAUGAUGUUUGUGAGAAGUUUUACCAAGGAAAUUUACCGGGAAAAUGUCAUACCACAGUAUGCUUUGUCAGUAUGGUGAACCCUUGCAGCCGUAAGCUUUGUUUGUAUGGUUAACCACCUGUUCUUAGACACACCUCCUGCAAUACUUUUGCUUGUCACUCAUUAGUCUGGUUGAAGUAAAUGAAGGAAGUUUAUGGGUCCAUCAAAAGUUCCAAUGGGCAUGGAUAAGAUUUAUUCAAGAGGUUAGGAAGCCUUCUUGUUUGGUUUUAUUGUUUUAGUUGUUAAUGGUAUUGAUUACACUGGAUACAUGUGGUCUGAGUCAACCUAAUGGGUCUGAGGAUGAUAAUCUGCAGACCUGCAGAUUUCUGCUGCCCAAGUUAUGCUGGAAAGAGAUACAGGCCGUCCUCGUGGAUUUGGGUUUUUAACAUUUGCAGACCGUGACGCCAUGGAAGAUGCAAUCAGAGAAAUGGAUGGUAGGGAGAUUGGUGAUAAAGCGAUCUCUGUGAACAAGGCCAAACCAAAGAUGGGUGGUGAGGAUUCUGACCAUGGCUAUGCUGGCAGUUACUUAUCACGUGGCAGGGGUAGCUACGGAGGCGGUGACAGGGGUAGUUAUGGUGGCGGUGACAGGGGCGGCGACCGGGGUAGUUAUGGUGGCGGCGAUAGGGGUGGCGACAGGGGUAGUUAUGGUGGUGGCGACAGGGGCGGUGACAGGUCAGCAGGGCAAGACAAUUGCUUCAGGUGUGGCCGCCCAGGCCAUUGGGCUAGAGACUGUCAACUAGAAGGUGGUGGCCGUAGUGAACGUGCAGUAUCCCCCCCUCCUCGAUCAAGGUAUGGUGGAGGUAGUGCACGUGGGGACCGUUAUGGUAGUGACAAUCGGUACACGGAUGAUCAAUACGAUAGAGGCCAUUAUGCUGAUAGGGAGCGCUAUGUUAGCAGAGAUGAUAGAUAUGGAAGCCGUGAUCGGUUUGCCAAUGACAGGCACCCUCCUGGUGGUGGUGAUCGUUUUGCGGGCAACAGGUAUGGGGUUUCUGACCGGUACGCGCAGAAUGGUUCUGGCAAAGAGAGGGGUUUCGACAGGGAUGUAGGCCCACGAGGUGGCGACAGGUACGCGGGUGGAGGACCAGCACGUUACGAGGGAAGAAGUGUCAGAGACAGAGCGGGACCAUAUGAUCGCCCUCCUAGGGGAGGAGGACGUCCACCCGCCUUUGAUCGUUAUUGAAGGGCUAAAUCUGUGAUGUGUUCAUCUAUCCAUGUUUGGAUUUUAGCUGUCUUUUGUUAUCUUGCACUUGUAUGGAGAAUUAGGAUUUGAUUAAAUGUUUCACCAAAAAAAUUAGGAUCGAUAAAUGGCAGUUGCUUUGUCUUUCUUUCCAAGUAGCUAGCAAGUUAAUAUCUGUGAUGCAUCAUGGCUAUCAUACAGGGUUGGCCUCAUCUUGUUUUUUUGGCCGAUUCUUCCUGUUUGUUGCUCUAGUAGAGGUUAUGAACUCUGGUUUAAUAAUCUGUUAUGAUGUAAAGAUGUUGAAUUGUAUUAA